ACUCGGCCUCGCAUUUUCUCUCUCUUUUUACUACUACUAACCAGGGAAAAUCCCGCCGCUGCUACCUUCUCCUCCUUUCUCUCUUUCAGUUUGAGAGUACUCUCCUCAAAGCUAACACUUUCACGAAGGAUUUUUUCUUUUCCUAAAUUUUUGACUGGGCUUUUCUGAAUGAUAAAAGAUUUGCCUUUUCUGACAUGGAAUAUACACUCAUCCUUGUUGAUUGAUUGAUAGAUUCAUUCUGACAUCCAUUUGUAUUUAGAAUCAAAUAUUGGGUAUAGAGCUUUUGACAUAUAAAAGAAAGAACAAGAAUCAAGAAUCAUGAGAGCAAGAUUGGUGGUAUUCCCAGUGAGAGGGAGGAAUUGGUGUUUUAGCAGAUCCAUGAACCCUUCCAUUGCGGAGGCUGCCUCAGCCUACACUCCCUCUACUCUUAAGGAACUCUGGAAGAAUAUUUCAUCCUCAAACUCCAACGCCCAUAAUGCUGAGCUUCUCAUUGAUUUUGUCUCCAACAAGAUGAAUAGAGCAUGGAUGGGUCUGGAGAAGGCACCAGAAGGCUCUUUCAAGAAUAAGAUUCAUGGGUUCGGAUUGAAGCUUUUGGCACGGGUUAAGCCAUCUGAGAUUUUCUUGAAAUCUAUAUCCAAGGAGGUCACUGAUGUUGAAAUUAUCUACCCCUCCAGUUUAAAUGCUCGACUUGUUCGCCGAAGAUUACGGCAUAUUGCCAUGAGGGGAGCUGCCAUACACAAGAGAUAUUUCAUUGGUUCAGUUGCUUUACUUCCAUUGACAAGUGCAUUUACUGUUUUACCUCUGCCCAAUAUCCCAUUUUUUUGGGUCUUAUUUCGCACUUAUUCUCAUUGGCGAGCUCGUCAGGGGAGUGAGAAGCUCCUUCAGCUGGUGUCAGAUUGUCCUACUGAGAAUUCAGAUAUUCCAAAUAUGAAGGAAAGUGAAAAUGAGAGAGGUGAUUCUGAGCACAAAAUCCAAAAGUUGCGAGGUUCUAUAUGGGUGCUGCAUCCAUCGAAGGAGCUCGAGGAACUACUUAAAUACGAAGAUGACAAUGAUGGCCUCAAGAAAUGUGUUAUUUCAAAUAUCUGCAAGACCUUUAAUUUGAACACAAACGAUGUAAUGAAGUUUAGGCAUAUGAUGUAGUUUUAACUUGCUUUGUGCAUUUUUCCAUUGGGAAUGUAAUAUAAGUAGAGGUGACAAUACAUUCUAAUGGAUAAAAAGUCCAUUCCAUUUUUUCCAAGUUGUUCUAUACUCCUAUGUCGUCAUAUUAGAAGAAAGUUUGGAAUAAAUCUUUGUAAAAGUUUAGCAAUAAUGAUCUUAAUGAAUUUGCCUAA
Messenger RNA from Jatropha curcas, 1331 nucleotides. Its product is annotated as K+-H+ exchange-like protein. Gene Ontology annotation, cellular component: mitochondrial inner membrane. Lineage: Eukaryota; Viridiplantae; Streptophyta; Magnoliopsida; Malpighiales; Euphorbiaceae. Gene Ontology annotation, biological process: proton transmembrane transport; potassium ion transport. The record is from RefSeq and is a predicted model, not a curated record.